Messenger RNA from Tigriopus californicus, 2687 nucleotides. Its product is annotated as LON peptidase N-terminal domain and RING finger protein 3-like. Lineage: Eukaryota; Metazoa; Arthropoda; Copepoda; Harpacticoida; Harpacticidae. Gene Ontology annotation, molecular function: protein binding. The record is from RefSeq and is a predicted model, not a curated record. The coding region runs from base 193 to 2328 and encodes 711 amino acids. The transcript has 5 exons.
ACGUACGUCUGUCUGCUACGGAGUCGCAGCCUUGUAUUACGAAGCUGUUCAAGAGCCAGGCUUAUGAAAGGGAACAUGGUUAUAGUAACACGAUUUCAGUUCAAUGGAAAAAUCUUUGAACUUGAGUCGGUCUGUGGGAUAUGUUGGUGUGAGUGAAGCAUGGAUGAUGUGAUAGUUGGGUUAAGUUGUUGAAUGGUUGGAACUGGAACUGGUUUGGUACAGGAACAGAGAAGGAUCUCAACCAUGGCAGAAGGUGCUCCAAGUGCCCAGUCUUUAGGCGGUAUGCUUAAGGAAUUGGAACUGAUUGACGAAGAAAAAGCGGACUGUUUGUGCCAAUUGGGCCGAUUAAAGGAGGCGAUUUCCUUGUACACCCAUUGUUCGAAUUCCAACGGGGACUUUACCCCCGAACGUUUGAAACAUUUCAUCGAGGCCUUGAGCCGAAGUGCCACUUUGCGUGAAAAUGGAUCCGUUUCAUUUGCUUCCAAUGGUUAUAUGGCAGACCCGUGGAGUUGUUCCACGUGUUGUGGAGUUUUGUCGGACCCGAUUUCCCUGCCUUGUGGACACUGCUACUGCCGAAAGUGCCUAGAGCGUGAUUUGGGCGAGAGUCUGCGGUGUCGAAAAUGCGGCCAAAACGCCAAUCAUAAACAUUUGAGCUCGCUCAGGAUCAAUGUUCUUGUGAAUCGAUUGGUCCAUAAGUACUGGGACAAUGAUCUGAAGGCGCUUGCACUCAGGAACCAAGGGAACCAAUUGUUCCAAGAAUCUCGACAUGAGGAAGCGCUCAAAGUGUACUCGGAGGCUUUAGCCCUUGGGACGAACGAUCACAUUCUGUAUGGCAACCGAUCGCACCUUUAUUUCAAGUCCGGUGAAUACCUCAACGCUUUGGAGGACGCCGAUGCUGCCAUCCAAUUGAAACCCGAGUGGGCUAAAGGUCAUUACAGACGGGCCGUGGCCUUACAAAAGCUGAACCGGCAGGAGCAAGCCUUUGAAGCCUUCUACAAGUGCCUAAUUUUGGAGGAAGGGAAGUCCAAACCGGUGCGAAACGAACUUACCAAAGUGUUGUUCGAGCUGAUGGCGCGUUAUAAAGAACACGAAGAGCAUGCCUGUCCAGAUCAAGAGAACUCUGGCGCAGACCAAGCCAGUCAUGGCAAGCGGCAACGAUAUUUGAGACGGGUAUCAACUAGUGAACCUUCCCAAUUGCACAACUUGGGUGCCAAAACGGAUUUCGACUUGGAAGCUCCCACCGAUGAAUCCCGACCUCUAACGUUCCAAUCCUCUACCAAUGCCAGCAACACGUCUUUGGCCCCUGAUCAUCCUCUGUAUCGUCUCCUCGAUGACACCAUAGGAUCAGCCACACCCCUUCGAGCUUUGACAUGCAAAAAACGGCAAGACGACCGACCCAUUGCCGAAGAGGCCGUGGAUGUGAACGACUACGAAUGUUCGCUGUGUUUUCGCCUUCUCUACGAGCCCGUGACCACUCCUUGCGGGCACACGUUCUGUCGGAUGUGUCUAGACCGGUCUUUGGAUCAUAACUCCUGUUGUCCCAUGUGCAAGGGAAACUUGGAUCAAUAUUUGGCCGAGAGACGGGAAUCACUCGAUGAGUUUGUUGACGAAUCGAUUCGAAGACUUCUGCCCGAAGAGCACAAGGAACGGGAGAUAUUACACGAUAAAGAAAUGGAGGAAUUGGCCGGAGCCGGGAAUGGCACACAGCAAGAGGUGCCUGUAUUUGUUUGUACCAUGACAUUUCCGAGUAUUCCUUGUCCGCUCCACGUGUUUGAACCGCGUUAUCGACUCAUGAUUCGGAGAUGCAUGGAAACUGGCACGAGAGAAUUUGGAAUGUGCUGCCGCAUCGACGACACCGAGCCUUUUGCUCAGUACGGCACCUUGUUGGAAAUCAGGGAUAUCCAAUACUUUCCCGACGGCCGGGCGGUGGUUGAUACUGUUGGUGGGAGACGAUUCAAAGUAAUCAGCCGGGAUGUAAGAGAUGGCUAUCACACUGCCAAUGUGGAGUUCAUCAAAGACGACAAAGUUCUGCCCGAAUAUGUUCCCGAACUGAAAUCAUUGCAUCAAGAGGUGCUAACAACAGCCUUGAGUUGGUUCAAUAAUAUGGCUCGAGAGAUCCGCGAUGGAAUUGUGUCUCAUUAUGGUCAGAUCCCGGAUCCCGAGGUGGAUUAUUGGAAUCUUCCCAAUGGACCAUCUUGGUUAUGGUGGAUUCUUGUGACACUACCAGUCCCUCCGCAAAUGCAGCUCCAAAUUGUGUCCAUGACAACUCUGGGCAAACGAUUGGAGGCGGUCCAAAAGAUCAUCCGUUAUCUCACUCGAUCCCAUUAAGUUGUAUUUAAGCACCAAAGUCUUGCAAAUUCCCUUUUUUCUUGUGCUCUGUUCGGUUUAUGUUUUCACCUUUAGCUCAAUGAGUUUAGCUUUACCCUCGGUUCCGCACUUAAACAUUGUUUCGCCCAAGUAAACCUCUACCACUAAUAUCACGCACGUUUCUACGAGAACACCAAACUACAAGCUUCGUUCGGUUUAUAUUCCUACAAUAGAUGGACUUUUCUUACGCGUGGGGAACGAUUCAACAUUUCUACGACAACAUGGCUGUUAUAUAUCUAAUUGAUCUUGUGAAUUUUAAUAAAUUUUCUACCACAUCUCGCCAUCGCUUGUGAAUGAAUAAAAAAUAGAAAUCAUUUGUA